This is a messenger RNA of Lottia gigantea (owl limpet), 1850 nucleotides long. RefSeq lists its product as hypothetical. The transcript is spliced from 5 exons. The record is from RefSeq and is a predicted model, not a curated record. NCBI's taxonomy places the organism in Eukaryota, Metazoa, Mollusca, Gastropoda, Lottiidae. The coding region runs from base 592 to 1182 and encodes 196 amino acids.
GUCACAUGGCCAUUAUUUUAAGUGCGUUUAAAAGUUUCCAAUUCAUUUUCACUGAAACUUUUAUACACGGGGCGAUCGAUAAUGUUUUGCUUCUAUUAUAUAUAAGUAAAGUUAGAGAAGUUAAAAUUAGUGAGUCGAUUUGCAACCAUAGAGUUAUAUAAAAAGUUCUAUUUCUACCGGUAACUUUUUUGCAACAUUUUAGAAUACGUUAUAUUAAGAAGUCUAUGGCCCAGCUCUAGUGCAGGGAAAAGAUUUUGGCGGAGCAAUCAAUCUAACACGAAGGGAAACUUCUGAAAAUGAGCUUUGUGUGGCGCUUACUAUUUAAAAGAUAUAAUAUUUUAUGGUUUAUAGAAUUCGCUGUAUGAGGAUUGAAUUAGUUUUCUUAGCGAAUACGUCUUUAAGGUUGAGUGUCGGAAAGGUCGGCAUUUCAUAUAAACCAAUCAUAGCACGUGACAAGUAAGGCGCCAGCUGGUGCAAUGAGUACUCAUAUAGUCUCGAUUGUCUUUAUUGAAAUAAAUAAAAGUGUUGCGUUAGCUAGAGACAGUCUAAUCCAGUCUACAUUAUUUUUCUGUUGAGAACUGAUCCGACAAGAUGGCGUCCGGAGUUGCAAAGAAUAUGGAGACGUGGAAAGCAAAACUUGAAAAGUUUCUUCACGAGAAGAAUGCAUUCACGAAUUUGUUGGAAAAAAUGGAGCAGAAGACAGGAGUGAAAAGAAUAUACUUCGCCUUUGGAAUUGUCGUUCUACUUGCUCUGUACUUGAUGAUUGGCUAUGGUGCACAGUUCUUAUGUAAUUUCAUAGGCUUUUUAUAUCCAGCUUACGCUUCGUUUAAAGCUAUAGAAAGUACAAAGAAAGAUGAUGAUACACAGUGGUUAACAUACUGGGUAGUAUAUGGUGCAUUCAGUUUAGUGGAAUUUUUUGCUGAUAUUUUCCUCUUCUGGAUUCCUUUCUACUGGCUGUUGAAGUGUAUAUUCUUGGUGUGGUGUAUGGUACCAGCUCCAUGUAAUGGUUCAGACACUAUUUACAAUAAAGUUAUCAGACCAUUUGUGUUGAGACAUCAAGAUAAAAUAGAUAAAGCUUUAGAUGAAGCUAAGGAUGCCAUGAAAGAAGCACAAGAAGCUGGUCAAGACAUGUUAACUGAUGAAGCUGUAAGAAGAGUUGUAAAUGAUGCUAAACUUGAUUAAAACCUUAGUCAUAUCUGUAUACUGCUCAAUACAUAGUCUGUUGUCUUAGCAACAGGAAGUAUCCAUUUUGUUUUGAGAAUUGUUUUGAGUACCCUACUUCACUUGACAAAAUGAAUUUACAUGUAUAACGAUUUACUGUUUGUUUCAAAAUUCCUUCCAUGUAACCUUUUAUAUUAACAUUUUUAAUAAUAUCACUUGGGAAAGACGUAUUUGGUAGCAAUUUCAUCUUUGUCACUAUUUCCGUCUGUGUCAUGUAGCUUUUUGUUUAAAUCUCGCAUCUUUUCUUGCUACAUGUAUAAAAUAAGUAAAAAAAAAGUCUUGAAAAAUAAGAAGCCAGCAAUUAUGUUCUAAAUGAUGAUUGUUGUAUAUAGCUAAUUUGAAUUAAAUUAAAUUGUAUAUAUUUUAUUUUAUAUCAACUAUAUUGUAAGAGGAAGUAUUGGUAGGGUAGACUUAGUGCAAUAGUUUAGAAUUGUUGAGAAAGAAAUCUUGUUUUUCAUUUAAUCACAGGUACUUGCCCAGUGCUAAAUGUGCUGCUCUUAAGCCAUUAUGUCUUGUGAUAUUCAAUGAAUUGUCUCAUUUAACAGUAGUAUGGUUAAGAAUUAACAGCUAUUAGUUGGUACCAAGUUUCCCCUAAUUUGUGUUCAUAUUUAUAAUUGUAUAGUCUGCUU